AUGGGUCAAGGUUCAUCAAUACCUGAAGCUUCUUCAGGAGAUUCAAAUGAAUCAAUAAAAGAUCUUACUUCUGAAUUGGAGAUUGUUGAUUAUUUCAAUAAGAGAGUGAUAUCUCAAUUUUCCAAUAUUGAACUACUUUGUUUCAAACAUCUUCUUGAGAUAGAUGACUAUUCUACUAUAAUUGAUGAUGCUGUUGUUUAUAAACUAUUACAAAUCCAAGACGUCUCUGAUAGAUUGAGAAAUCUAAUACUUAAUUUUAUUAAAAGGCUAACCAACUUUCCUUUUAUAUCAACAGUGGCAGAUAAUGUGACAGCUUAUGGUUUAUUGAAAACCAUAGUAAUAUUACAGAAACAAAAAUUUAUAAAAUAUACAAAUAACAAUCAAUUAAAUAUGCUAAAAAUUCUGUUUAUUGCUUUAGGAGAUUAUGAUAGAGAAGAAGAUAAUAAAAAAAUAUUAGACUGCCAUAAUAUUUCUAUUAGUACUAUCUUAACUACAUAUGACGGUAUUCCAAUACAUGAUAUUUCAGUUUCCUCAUCCAAUAUGAUAUCAUUUCUAACAUGGAUUUUGGCUUUAUCAAAUGUCUGUCCAACUAAUAAUUCCAUAGUAGAUACCAAACAUAUGUUCAAAUACUGGGAAAAAUAUGAAACAUCUGCAAUCUCUUUGGUAAGAUCCAUGAACCCUGAUAUUAUUAAACCAGAUGAUAAUCAGAACAUUUUAUUUAUCCAAUUCAAAACUGCUCUAGAAACUAUAAUGCCACACGUGUAUUUACCAUUGGAACAUCUUUUGAACCAUUUACUUUUUAUGGAAUCCAGCCUAAUUAAAUCCCAAGAAAUUGAAAUAUCAUUUCAGGAAUCAAAAUUAAUGACAUUUGCUGUUGCGUCGCAAUUAUCAACAUUGUUAAGGAACGAUGUUGUUAUUUCAAAACUUCAUAAAUUAUACUCUGGAAGAGAGAGUGGAUUUUCCAUGCGUUCAUUUCAAUCAAAAGCUUUUAAAUGGAAUGCUCCUACUAUUCUGUUGAUAUCUGGUAUGCGUGUUACUGAUGACGUUGAAUAUGCAACUAAGAAAAAUCCUAGAUAUAAAAAAUUUAUAGACCAAUAUCCUAGACUACGCGAUUUAGACCAAAAUUUAGAGCCUUGUCAUUCGAAACUAAGAAAGGUUACUUUUGCUGUAUAUGUAGAUGAGCCAUGGAAGGUGAGUAACAAACUACAAUUUGGAGGAUUAAAGACUUUGAUAGUGGAAUUAUCCCCAAGACAAGAUUGUUUCAGGGCAGCAAAGCCAGGUGUAAUUUAUUUCAACACCGUAGGUGGAGGCAUUGGCAUUGGUAGUUCUCAGCCUGUGCAGAAAAAAAAUAGUCUUUCAUAUACACCGGGAAAUGUGUCAUUGACAAUUGACAACUCUCUGGAAUUUGGGGCGUUUAGACAUACUGGAUAUGGUGGAUCUAUUGAGCCAAGUUCAAUAUUACAAAAGAAAGAAGAUGCCACUAGAACGUUCGAAAUCAGAUUUUUAAUUCAAGAUAUAGAAGUAUGGGGUUGUGGUGGAGAGAAAGAAAUUGAUGAACAACUGAAACAAUGGGCAUGGGAGGAGGAGGAAGCGAAGAAAAGACAAAGAGUAAACCUGAAGUCUAUGGGUGAAGAUCGAGCACUGUUAGAAAUGGCAGGAAUAAUUGGAAAUCAUGCUCAUAGUGGCGGUUCACUAUAA
Molecule: messenger RNA, 1698 nt
Organism: Tetrapisispora phaffii CBS 4417
Lineage: Eukaryota; Fungi; Ascomycota; Saccharomycetes; Saccharomycetales; Saccharomycetaceae
Gene: RTC5
Product: Rtc5p
Exons: 1
Coding region: 1-1698 (565 amino acids)
Source: RefSeq, a predicted model, not a curated record